This is a messenger RNA of Gamsiella multidivaricata, 1649 nucleotides long. RefSeq lists its product as uncharacterized. NCBI's taxonomy places the organism in Eukaryota, Fungi, Mortierellomycota, Mortierellomycetes, Mortierellales, Mortierellaceae. The transcript is spliced from 2 exons. The record is from RefSeq and is a predicted model, not a curated record. The coding region runs from base 134 to 1405 and encodes 423 amino acids. Gene Ontology annotation, molecular function: protein binding.
UCUCUCAGAAUUUGCGCCUUCUUCUCCACGGGCGAUAGCAGCAGACGCAGCGGAUGCGUCAAGUGUUUCGUCCGUGUAUACUCCGUCGCCUACACUUCUUAUUCUCACCCUAGAUCGAAUACAUCAGCAUGACAUGGGUAGCGGAACGGGCGUAUACAUGGAGAAUCCUACAGGAGCUUGUCGCACACGAUGUGAUGCUUAUCGAACGCUCUACAUCUACAGUCCUAAACUGAAGCGCGAUAUUUGCGUGCACUCCAUCAAGAGAGAAAGCUGGCCCCAAAAAGUUGUGUUCGAUGGAGUGGAUGUAGCGGAGAAUAGUGGCCAGGAGUACCAUUUCCAGAUAUGGCUUGCCGGAGCCAGCCCGAGACAGAUGGAUGCGAGGACAAGCGCCAUGCUUGACCAGUGCCAACAGCUACUAUGGGUCCUGCGAAAGGAUUCGGCCACCGCGAAUGUCGAAAUUAUCGUCAGGGACAUGAACCCAACUAGCGAGCAAAAUGAAGAGCAGCACCGUUCCGAAGGCGUCAGCUGCAAAGCCAGGAAAACAGAAGUGUCCCAUCACACAGGGGAUGACAAGGACAGCAGCGCGCGCUCAAGGUCGUAUUCCCGAGGCGGCAGUCGAUCAGUCCAUCGUCCCGGUGGGAGUGGCAACAACGAGACUGGAUCUACCGUUUGCGAAGAUAUCUUGCAAGUGCGAGGAGUCGUCUUUCGAGCCCACAAGUGUAUCCUUGAAUCUGCUCCAUUUUUCACUCGUAUGCUGAGCGGCGUCUUUCGUGAAGCACAGGAGGACGAGGAUGGGAAGUACAGGAUCGAGCUAUCGAACGACAUGUUUAAUGUUGAAAUCAUGGAGCAUCUCUUGGACUACCUGUACACCAGGGAGCCAAUCUCAAACGAGAUUGCCCCUUCCUAUGCUCAUGGGCCUCACCAUCUGUCCCCAACAGGAAUACUCUCAUCGUCCAGCGCAUCCAACGAGCCUCAGGUCAGACAUAUCAUUAGCGCAAAUGUCGGUCUCAAUCUGGAGACCAUUGUUACGGAAACUCGAAACCCACCAGGCCUUUACCGCCAUCGCAGCCAUCACCAGUACCUGCUUCCGACAGCGAGUCUCACGCUAUGGCACUGGGGUGCUCUCUACAGGGCAGCGAUGCAUUUGGAGGACAAGGAGUUGCAGGCUCACUCGCUGCAUCAGAUCCAGGCGCAUUUGGAUCCCGAGUCGACGUUGGAACAGGUGUUGACAUGGGGACAUCAGCACGCGGAAGUCAAGUCUGUGAUGCUGGAGUACUUGAUUAAGAAGCGGCGCGAGGUCUUUGGAGAUGAGCAGCGAAGCAAGUUGAGGCCGUAUUUGUGGGCAGAAUACGAGGAGCAGGUCGAGACGUUGGUGGAGAUCACGAGUCAACUAGCCAGACAGUAGCGGGUCCAAUGCAGAGCAGUAUAUGUUGAUGAAUAAAGGAUUAGCUGUGAGCAUAUCCAUGGUCGAGAGCACAGACGAAGGGUCUAACAUUCCACAACGGUCCGAUAGAUAGUCAAUCUUCACUCAGGAAAUUGCGCGGUCCGAUGCGAGGCGCGUGGAUACUACACCUGGACCCCCACUGCAGAAUGUCGACCAUGGCAUAGUGUUGCUCAUUGGACUGUCGUAGCGUGCCCACAAACUUUAA